UUUAAACCUGAGUAUCUGCUUCAGGUCAGAGUUUCUGAAAGAUCAGAAUAAUGUCCAUGAUGAAGAGGUCUGUGUUUGUGGGUUUUGUCCUGCUUGCUCUCGUCCCAUUGAUUCAUGCUGCCUGUUUGCGUCAACUGCCUAGUUUUGGUGCGACUCAUUGUCAAGACGGUCAGGAUAAGACUUGGCACCCGAUCGGAGCCGAAUGGUUAAACAGCAAGUGCGCAAGAUGUACAUGUGGUGUGGUUGGGAUGGAAUGCUGUGACACAUUACCAUCAGGUGUGUCUGGAGGCUGCACCAUUAAAUAUGAUUAUGAAACCUGUACAUAUAAAUUGAUUCAUCUGAAUAAAUUUGUUUCCUGUGGGGUUGUUGGAAAGUGAUUGUAAAGAUGAAAUAAAGAAAUUGAGAUAAAAACAAUCUUGGAAUUAAAAUCAGAGCAGAAGUACAAAUACAACAUGAUGACUUUGAACCUAAAAUAAAAAAUUACUUACUGA
This is a messenger RNA of Hemibagrus wyckioides, 491 nucleotides long. RefSeq names its product beta-microseminoprotein-like. Lineage: Eukaryota; Metazoa; Chordata; Actinopteri; Siluriformes; Bagridae. The transcript is spliced from 4 exons. The record is from RefSeq and is a predicted model, not a curated record. Bases 51 to 377 code for a protein of 108 amino acids.